Cataglyphis hispanica is the source of this 3232-nucleotide messenger RNA. Its product is annotated as SIN3-HDAC complex-associated factor. Gene Ontology annotation, biological process: negative regulation of cell migration. Bases 1835 to 2818 code for a protein of 327 amino acids. The transcript has 7 exons. NCBI's taxonomy places the organism in Eukaryota, Metazoa, Arthropoda, Insecta, Hymenoptera, Formicidae. The record is from RefSeq and is a predicted model, not a curated record.
AAUAUCAUAUAUCGAGAAUGAUAUGUAUUAGUACAUUUUUAUAAACUUUGGAUAUUCUUGACAUCCUGAAAUUCUGAAAUUUCAUUAGAUCUUACAUCGGGGGAAAGAAUAAGUAAAGAACAAAAUCUCAAGGAUUUUUUACGUGUUCCAGAUUUAAAACAAUAAUGGAUGGAAGCAAAUCUUCCAUUUGCGGGUGUACUUGUCGGUACUCUAACCUUGUCAUUCGAAAGUGUUUCGUUAGCGAAUGAUGGAUACGUGAACGAGUGCACGUGUGCACAUAGUCGAGAGCGAUUCCGAAGGAGAACGAGUUUGUUGAGCGUGUAUAUCUACAUCUCUCUCGAUCUCUCACUGUCGGCCAAUCGAGAUUACGAAUUCGAUCACACCCUUCGCCCGGCCUCUUUGCCUAUUGGCUGAUCGUUUGAUCGUGACGUUGCUGACCCGCUUUUAAAAUUCGAUCGAUGAUCAAACUUCACGCUGUGGAAACUGCGCAGAGUAAAGUUUAACAGAUAAGAUAACUUUGUCCUGUCAAAUUGAAGGAACUUUAAGUCAUGGCUUGUAUGAAUAAAGAAUAAAGUUUGAUGCGCACAAAAUGAUAAACGAUAGGAAUGAAGAGAGAAGGAGCGAGUGAAGAGAACAAGAGAGAAUUUUGAGUGAAGUUUAACCGAGAUACGAGUUACGAAUAAUGUGGAUUCGAUCGAGGGGAAAUCGAGACGCCCCCCUCCCCCCAAGACAAGAUUCUUGGUCAAGAGGGGAAGGUAACGCGCAAAAUACAGCGCUUACAAUUAUAUGGUCAAAGACUACAAAAUGAGAAAGAUAGAGAACGGGAGAGGGGAGAGUUUGCACAAAUAUGAUGGACGGAGAGGGAACGAAAGAUGAGCAUGCGCACAUCGCUUGGUGACGCUACCCGGUGCGCGCCGCGCGCCUAGCAUAGCCACGCUUCUUGCACGUCACGUCUAUGAGCGUCACGAAUGUCACGAUUGUCAAGUAUAUCAGUAUCGUUGUAAACAAGCGCCUGUUUAUCUAAAAAUAUUAUUGAUUAUAUAUUAAAUAUAAGUCUCCCUGAUUGUUGCCAUCUUAAAUAAGCUGAAAAGAAGAGGCGAGUGUUAAAAAAGUGGAUAAGGGCUGCUUUAUCAAAGCAGCAAGAGACGACAGAUUUUCUCUCUUCCAUUUUGGAAGAACAAGUGGCUGAGUGGAGAAUCGGCGUUAUUUCUAAUCUAAAAAGAACAUUGCCAACGACAUUUUUGUUUUUGAUAUUAACGAAUUAAUUCUAACAAAAAUAAGUUAUAGAAUAUUAAAAACGUGAAGGAGUGCUGCUUAUAUCUCAAGAGGACACAUAUAUCUCCAUUUUGGAAGAAUAAAUAAUCAGAUUAAAACGGCGUCAUUUUUAUACUUUGCAAAAGUGUCCUCCAUAUUUGACAAAAGUUCUGACAUAAUUAGUAUUAAUUUUGAAACAAUUAAAAGAACAAUUAAAGAGGUGAAGAGAAGUGUGUUACUGUGGCUCGAAAGGGACAAAUAUAAUCAUUAUUUUGGAGUAAGGAGAACACGUGACCGUGUCCGGCAUUACUUUUAAUACAUUUCGGCAACAUAUUUUACGUCAACAUUGUGGCAGUGCUUCUCCCAUCAAUUUCGGGAAAUUCGGAUCUCAAUUGUUUGUGUUUCUUUGACGAAACAUGAAGUUAAUUGUAAAUGUGCUCAAUGAAAUUAAUGAUUAUCAUAAUAAUUCUUACACAGACUUAAUUUCGUGUUUAUUACUACGAUCAUAUUUUUUGGGCAAUUCUACAUUUUCGUUACUUCGUGAACUUAAGAAUCGAUAGUGAUUCAUAUAACGGACAGGAUGUUCAGUUUUCACAAACCAAAGGUGUACCGAUCUAGUACAGGCUGCUGCAUUUGUAAAGCCAAAUCUAGCAGUUCGAGAUUUACAGACAGUAAAAAGUAUGAGGACGACUUUAUGCCAUGUUUUCAACUUGAGGAGAGGCGUAACGGUGAAAUAUGUAAUGCGUGUGUGCUUCUAGUUAAGAGAUUCAAGAAGCUACCUCCAGGAAGUAAUCGUAACUGGAAACAUGUUGUGGAUGCGCGUGCCGGUCCUGGUAUUAAGUCGUUGAUGAAAUUCAAAGCAAAAAAUAAAAGGAAGCUUAAAGAUAAACCUGACAAGCUUGUCAAAAAAAAACACAUUUUCAUGAAAACAGAAGCAGAUCGAGAACAAAGUCCGGCGAUGAGCGACGAUUUGACUGAAGAUUAUAGAUUAACGGAUAGCAAAACUUCGAGAAGAUCGGAAAGUGCUUCAGACAACGACGAUAUUAAUGCUAAUGAAAAACAACUGAGUCUCACUUCUAAAGAUGAAGAUAUUGAAAAAGACAAUGUUAAUUUCAUCGAUUUAUCAUAUUAUAAAAGAGAGGUAAUUUGUUGCGGCAGCAUUUUCAGAGGUGCUAAUGGCGAGGUUAUAAUGUAUCCUUCCUUCCUUAAACCUUGUAUAAGCUGCUUUGCCGGACGGCAACUUACUGCUUCCUUGGUAUCUGUCAGUCCCAUUCAUAGUUCGGCAUCUGUUAGUCCUGCUCAUAGCGUCGAAUCUACAUUAUCAUCAAAUACGGAAACUAAUUCCAAACAAAGUACCAAGAUAUUCAGUGAUUCGUCGUCUGAUUCCGGAUAUGAUGAAUCCUCCAAUCAGUAUGAGAGCAAGAUGGCGAAGAAUGUUCACAUCAAGGAAGAUAUGGAAAUGGAAGAACCAGUAAGGUCCAUAGAACUUGAACAAUUAUCGGAUUGUAAAUCCUUGCAAACUAUCAAUGUUGGUAAUCAAUCACUCCAGUCGGUCUCCAAUUAAUGUCGGCCCUUUGUAGAAGGUUAAUUUAUUCCUUUACUUAUGAAAAAAUACGCAUAAAUAUGUACAUAUAUAUACAUAUACAAGAGGUAUCCAUACAAAUCAUUCAGUAAUUUUUUAAUCACAAGCUUUAACUGAAAUAUCAAUUUGGAAGAUUAUCAUAAUUUGAAAGAUUUUUAAUUUGGAAAGAAUUUUUUCUUUAUAGCAUAAAAAUUUAAUUUUUAAUUCUGAGAUAAGACUAAUUUUUGACAUUCGACACUUGCAAUAUUUAUUUUUCUUUUUUUGGGGAGGAGGAUGGGGGGAUGGAGAAGGGUUAUUUCAGAUUAAAAAAGUCUUCAACUAAUCUUUGAAUUUCAAUUUAAAGACGAUUUUUUCCUGUGGGAAAAAUAUUCAAAUAAAGGAAUAUUCAAUAAAUAA